AUGUGGUAUUUAGGAAAAUGGCAUGAAAUUUACAAAAUUCCAAACUUUUUCGAGGAAGAUCAAUCGUGCAUUACCGCUAAUUAUUCCCUGGAGGCUGGGGGACAUAUUAAAGUUUUUAACCAGGGAGUGACGAAUGGCCAACCCGUUUCAAAAACUGGUGACGCUUAUGUGCCUGAUCCGUCCGAUCCAGCAAAAUUAAUGGUUAAAUUUUCAGAGGAUUCUCCCUAUGCACCUUACUGGGUAUUGGAUACGAACUACAUGAACUAUACUGUUGUAUUUUCUUGUGAAUCUUUUGGCAAAAUCGCACAUGUCCAAUUUGCCUGGAUUUUAAGCCGGAAUAUCACGAUCACCGAAUCUUUGGACCAGAAAUUAUUUCAGAUUUUAGAAAAUAAUGGCGUACCAACAUCGUAUUUAAAAAAAACAGACCAAAGCAAUUGUACAAGUUUAAAGAAAUAA
Molecule: messenger RNA, 456 nt
Organism: Patella vulgata (common limpet)
Lineage: Eukaryota; Metazoa; Mollusca; Gastropoda; Patellidae
Product: apolipoprotein D
Exons: 4
Coding region: 1-456 (151 amino acids)
Biological process (GO): brain development; lipid transport; tissue regeneration
Molecular function (GO): lipid binding
Source: RefSeq, a predicted model, not a curated record